ACGAACGUAAUAAAUCACCCGGCUUCUCUGCUCCUUCUGAUUGGUCAAGUAGUGGAAUCCCCUCCCCCUCCACCAUCAAAACCCUAUUUCCGGCUGGCCGCGCACUGUGUGGCGGCGAUGGCCGACGGCAUCCUCUCGCCUGCCGUCCACCCGAACGGGCACUCCCCGGAGUUCGUCUUCGGGCACUACCGCGGCCGCCGCGCCGGCAUUGUGAAGGCCCUCACCGAAGAUGUGGAGGAGUUCUACCAGCAGUGCGACCCCGACGAGAAGGCCUUGUGCCUCGUUGGACUGCCUGAUGGGACCUGGGAAGUGAGUCAACUACCUGAGGAGGUUCCUGUUCAACUUCCUGAGCCAGUAUGUGGGAUAAACUUUGCUCGUGAUGUUACACCCAAGAAAGUUUGGCUAUCUAUGAUAGCUAUUCAUAGUGAUGCAUGGUUAAUGUCCAUAGCAUUUUACCACGCGGGUCGUGUCUCAUUUGACAGAGCUGGCAGGGAACAGCUCUUCAGGUUGAUCAAUCGUCUUCCCACUGUCUAUGAAGCUGUGACAGGAAGCUAUGAGAGGCAAGCACAGACCCCCAACGGCAGCAGGAAAAAUAAGUCCAGCUCCCAGCCACCAAACCAAUUCACUUCUAACUGCAAGCCGGUGACACCGGCCCUGCCGAUGCCCAAGGAAGAUUACUACGCCAAUUUCAACAGCUGGAAGGUAAUGGAGGACCGGCCAAUGCUCAAGGAGGAGGAUGGUGGCAAAGAGGGUGGGGGCGGCGAGGAUCAAGCUAUAACCAAGUGUGCCGGUUGCGACGAGAUCUACAGCGCUAACGACGGGCACCUAUGGAUUGGCUGCGACCACUGUCAGAGGUGGUUCCACGGCAAGUGUGUUGGCGUGACUACUGAGAUGGCGAACGGAAUCGAGGACUACAUGUGCCCUGGUUGCAGCUACAAAGCCACGACGAAAGCUUCUGACUCGAUAUAGCGGUGAUGAUGAAAGCUUCCGACUCGUGAUGGUGGUGACUGGUGAUGCUUGAACCAUGGGAAAUCUCUCAUUUCCCAACGAUGCUGUUUGCUCCGCUGUUGCGCUAUCUUGGUGACAUGUUAGGAUUUUGGCUGGUGAUGGGGACAGGAGGUGGCUUUGUACAGGCCGUUGGCUUGGGUUCAAACAUCCCAAUGUGGUGCUCCUUUUUUUGAAUUUUGACACCGUUUCAAAUCAAAAUCAUCUGAGGGGACAUAGUACGGGUAGUACUGUACUAUGUUGGUAGUAGUAUGAGUAGGCCAUCUGUUGCUUUC
Messenger RNA from Triticum dicoccoides, 1280 nucleotides. Its product is annotated as PHD finger protein ALFIN-LIKE 4-like. Lineage: Eukaryota; Viridiplantae; Streptophyta; Magnoliopsida; Poales; Poaceae. Gene Ontology annotation, molecular function: transcription cis-regulatory region binding; histone binding; transcription coregulator activity. Gene Ontology annotation, cellular component: nucleus. Gene Ontology annotation, biological process: regulation of DNA-templated transcription. Bases 118 to 969 code for a protein of 283 amino acids. The record is from RefSeq and is a predicted model, not a curated record. The transcript has 5 exons.